Messenger RNA from Egretta garzetta (little egret), 2613 nucleotides. RefSeq names its product WD repeat and SOCS box containing 2 (gene WSB2). Gene Ontology annotation, biological process: intracellular signal transduction. The coding region runs from base 6 to 1271 and encodes 421 amino acids. Gene Ontology annotation, molecular function: protein binding. Lineage: Eukaryota; Metazoa; Chordata; Aves; Pelecaniformes; Ardeidae. The transcript is spliced from 8 exons. The record is from RefSeq and is a predicted model, not a curated record.
UCCCCAUGGGGAGGGCGGGAGGCGCGGGGCGAGACCCAGGCCGGGGGGUAACGUGGCCGUCCCACCGCCCAGAGGAGCCGGUCCUGCUGGGGGAGCUGAAGCCGGGCCGUCCCCAGCGCUACGACUGGAAAUCCAGCUGCGAGACCUGGAGCGUGGCCUUCUCGCCCGAUGGCGCCUGGUUCGCCUGGUCGCAGGGACACUGCGUGGUCAAGCUGAUCCCCUGGCCCCUGGAGGAGGCCGAGCUCGGCUGCAAAACCUCGGAGCGCAAGAGCCGCGGCAGCAAAGCGGAGGCGAGGAGCCGAGGGGUGGCCAAGGAGAAGACGCUGGAGUGUGGCCAGAUCGUGUGGGGCUUGGCCUUCAGCGCCUGGCCAGCAGCAGAGGCAGGGGAGACGGACCCCACCUGUGCCGUGGGUCUUCCCUGCCUGAUCCUGGCCACCGGGCUCAACAACGGGCAGAUCAAGGUCUGGGAGGUGCAGACAGGACACCUCCUCUUCAGCCUCUUGGGGCACCAGGAUGUCGUCAGAGACCUGAGCUUUGCUCCCAACGGAAGCCUCAUCCUUGUGUCAGCCUCGCGAGACAAGACCUUGCGUGUCUGGGACCUGAGCAGAGAUGGGCGGCAGGUCCAGGUGCUGUCGGGCCACGUGCAGUGGGUGUACUGCUGCUCCAUCUCCCCAGACUGCAGCAUGCUCUGCUCCGCUGCUGGAGAGAAGUCGGCACUGCUGUGGAGCAUGCGGUCCUACACCCUCAUCCGGAGGCUGGAGGGGCACCAGAGCAGCGUGGUGUCGUGCGACUUCUCGCCAGAUUCGGCGCUCCUUGUCACCGCUUCCUACGACGCCUGCGUCAUCAUGUGGGACCCCUACACCGGGGAGCAGUUGAGGACGCUACGCCAUGUCCCCUUGCACUCGGCGGUGGACUACAGCAGCGAAGUCCACACGAGCUCCCUGCGCUCUGUCUGCUUCUCUCCUGAGGGCCUCUACCUGGCCACGGUGGCAGACGACAGGCUCCUGAGGAUCUGGGCGUUGGAACUGCGGUCUCCGAUUGCCUUUGCUCCCAUGACCAACGGCCUGUGCUGCAUGUACUUCCCACACGGUGGUUUCAUUGCCACAGGGACCAGAGAUGGCCACGUCCAAUUCUGGACUGCUCCAAGGGUCCUCUCAUCGCUAAAGCACUUGUGUCGCAAAGCUCUGCGCACCUUCCUGACGACAUAUCAGGUCCUUGCGCUCCCCAUUCCCAGGAAGCUGAAGGAAUUCCUCACUUACCGGACAUUUUAAGGCAGGACGGAAAGCAGAGGCACAGAGCCAGGAGCCCUCUGCCCAGCGGUGGGGCCCGGCCUGGCUCAGAGGAGGCACCGCCGCAGCGACUUCUCGCUGAUUCGUGAGCCGUGGGGCAGGAGGAUUGCUACCCCCCCUUGUUUUGGGGCUGUGUCUGUGAAUGUGGAGGGAUUUUUUUGGUAUAAUAAUACUAGAACCCAGCAAAAAUGCAUGCAGAGGGCAAGGGGUACAAGCUGCAGUGGCCCCGCAGGGGACACGGGUGUCCCUGUCCCCUUGCUGUCUGCAAGUUUUGGGUCAAGGUGCUUUUGCUUCCAAGUGCAAUGUUGUGGGUUGAAGGUUAGCAGCCGCAGUCUGAGCAGAGCUUUUUGUCAGUCGUACAAACACGGGGCUACAACCCUUCCUGACAAAGCCAACCCUCGCUGGGCCUGGCUCGUACUGGAGCUUAGAUCCUGGAGGAGUGUGGGCUCUGCCCCUCUCCUGGUCUGGGCAUGAGCUGGACAAAGCCAAGCAGAUCUCUGGCGGACUAGACAACAGCAGUGACAGAAUAAAAAAUUAUUCCUCGUGUCUUUCCUCUUGGCUUGUAGAGGUGACCUGGGGAUACGAGGCAGGGCAGGCUGCAGCGGGCUGGCCCCAGGGCCUCCAGCCCUUCGGCUGCGGCUGUCGGGGUGGCAGCGAGCACUCGCUGGGUUCUGAAGUGCAGCAGACCAGUAAGUUGUUCGGUGGUGGGUGCUGGGGAGGAUCAGUCCACCAUGGUGGGACACAGGGCUUCACACAGCUCCGUUGCUUACUCUCCCUGCUGGAGCUCGGCACUCUGGCAGCCCAGUGUCUGGACACAGAGAGUGAAGCAGUCUUGUCUGUCUCUCUCCAGCUUAGCCGGUGUCUGGGGUGACAGCACGUGGUUGAGGCCCUGCGUGCUAGAGGGCUCGGUCAGUGCACGAGCCUGAGGCUGAGACCCCAGCUGAUGAAAAAGACAGGGAAUGUCUCCCCGGAAGUGCUCCCCAGGAUGUUUUCCCUUGUGAGCAGCUGAACCCAGAAAGCUGUCGUUUCCCUAAUGGGUAGAGGCAUCACCCCCAACUGUGUCCCCUCUCGUAAGAGGGGCACGGCCCUGCAGGGAACCGCGCUUGCUCUGCAUGGCUGCCCUGCUCAGCUGCAUGAGCCACAGUUGUACUCCUCAGCGCAUGAGCACCCGGGGCAGCUCUGCCUGGCAAGGGAGGUUUUGCAGGCAGGUGACAGCAGCGGGACAUCAGCCCGCAUCGGUGUGAUGCCUUUGCAAUCGGACAGGGGCAGGGGGUGAGGCUCGACCAGCUCCCUUCGGCCCUUGCUGUACAGGAGGGAAGAAAAA